Messenger RNA from Grosmannia clavigera kw1407, 5415 nucleotides. Its product is annotated as WD g-beta repeat protein. Gene Ontology annotation, cellular component: nucleus. NCBI's taxonomy places the organism in Eukaryota, Fungi, Ascomycota, Sordariomycetes, Ophiostomatales, Ophiostomataceae. The transcript is spliced from 5 exons. Gene Ontology annotation, molecular function: transcription factor binding. The record is from RefSeq and is a predicted model, not a curated record. Gene Ontology annotation, biological process: positive regulation of transcription by RNA polymerase II. The coding region runs from base 1 to 5415 and encodes 1804 amino acids.
AUGGUCCGCCAUUUCGAACCAUGUGCCUCAACGGCUGGCAUGUUCUUGUAUGCCCAAGGCAACUCCAUCGUCUGCUGCCACCAUGACACACUCACAAUUGAGCGCCGGUUUUCUGGCCACGCCGAUGAAGUUCAAUUACUUUCCGUCGACAACAUGAGCGAGCGUGGCGCUGGCCGUCUUGUUGUCAGCUAUGAUGCUAGCCAAAAUGCCAUUGUGUGGGAUAUCAUGUCUGGUACUGAAGUGGCGCGGUUUGCUUCGUUCAGCAACCUGACAGCUGUUUCAUGGAUGCGAAACGGAACCGUUGCUUUUGGCAACGAUUCGGGCACAAUCAUCCUGUUUGAGCCAGAAACGUCGGAGCACAUCUCGUUCCGAACAAUACAUCAGAUAGCCGUUACGGCGCUAGCACCAGCGACUGACUGCCGGACUUUUGCUAUAGGGUACCAAAAUGGCUCACUUCUGGUUUGCAACCUACAACCGAGAUUUACUAUUCUACAUAACCUGUCCACCUCCCGAGGGCCGUCACCAAUUGUAGGACUAGCCUGGCACGCGUCGUCGUCCAGGCAAAGGUCCGACAUGCUGGCUGUGCAGACGUACGACGGCGACCUUCGUGUAUGGAGUGUAGCCAAAGCACAUCAAAGUGCAGACCCUGCAAAGGUUGUGCGCAUAUUGCGGCGCACAGAGAAUUUUGCGCCUGGGGCAAACUGGAUGGGCUGGUCGAAGAACGGCCGUAUUAUUCAAUUCUCAGAAGGCGAGACACUGUCUUGGGAUGUUCGGACAAAGCACGUCACAUACGACAGCAUUCCUACCUUGGAGAAUGUCAGAGGUCUAAGCGUGUAUGGGCCUGGUGCGAGUCUCUUCACACUGGGUGCCAACAACACGGUUCAGCAAUACGACCUGAAUGCCCCGUCGGUCCUGGUGGCAGAUGUCCAGCACCCGGCAAACCUGCUCCCACCGUCGCCGCCUGUCUCAAUAGAAGAGCAGGACAAGGUGGCGGCCGCAGCAGCUGCCGCAGACGCCUCAUCUUCUGAGGCAGCCGCGAGCACUUCGGCGGCCAACACGUCCGAGUCUGAGAUUUCUAUUCAUCUGGACGGUGGAGUAUCUGAGAGCGAUGAAGACCACAUGUCGCCCUUUACACGCAUGAUGCACUCUUCACAGGCGGUCGAUGUCGACUCAGAAAUAACCCGGACGGCCAGCCGAACAUCCUCACGCAGCCAAAUCUCUAGCCAGUCGUCAAGAUCUGGCCAUAGCAGUCGCACUCCCGGCCGCUAUCAAGAGUCGGUGUCCAAUGUAUCACGUGGCCAAUCGGAGAACACCUAUCUGUCUGUGGGCUCGUCGCUCAAGUCAGUUGCUUUUCAGGGGUACCCACAACAGCAACAGCACCAUCGGCAGCGCCAGUCGGUUUCCUACAGUGUGACUACCGGAACAUCGUCUGCCUUGUCUGCGACUAGUAAUCGAGGUGGCAUGGCACGGCCAUCGCGGCUGCGCAACGAGAUUCCGCGCAGCCCAGACGAUGCCAAGGUGCAUGAUCUUUUCAAAUUCACACGCAGCCGGCUGAGCGAUGUCCCAUACCGAAUGCCACCAAACAUCAGCAACUCUCGACUCACCAAUGACGAUCUUCGAUGCCAAAUGCUGACUACCGUCUUUGGCUGGCCACGGGAUAUUGAGGAUCUUGUGCGAGAUGAGCUGAGCCGUCAUCCUGCUGGAUCUGCAAACCGCAUCCUGCUUGCGAAGUGGCUCGGCGACAUGGAUGCCGAUAUAAUGUCGACGAGCUCGGAGACGAUGACGUCAUCUGACUGGAUGCUACUCGCGCUCAGUGGCAUCGGAGGCCAGGCUAGCCAGCACAAGCUGGGGCGUGCAUACACGCAGCGUCUGCUGGAGAGUGGUGAUCUACAUGCGGCAGCCACGAUCAUGAUUGGCAUGGGUGACUUUAACGAUGCGAUCGAGAUCUACGGCUCGCACCACAAAUACAUGGAGGCUCUCAUUGUAGCCUGUCUCUUCUACCCCUCUGUUUGGGAGCGCCAGUCUCACCUGGUCAAGAAAUGGGGCGAAUGGGCUAUCAAGAACGGCCAGAAGGAGCUGGCUAUUCGAUGCUUUGCCUGUACCGAAAAAGAGUCGACAGAGCCGUGGACAUCGCCUUCGGCUGCGCAGAUGAACUUCCCUUCUAUCCAGGCGACGUUGCCAGAGGUGCUGAGCCCGCCGCUGUCUCCGCCGAGUGUGAUGCGUGGUCCACAGCGAAGCAUUGCAAAGUCUUCGGCGCUGCGGCUGAUCACCAACUUUGGCGAAGACAAUGCCGCAAAGGCCAGGUUCUUCUCCGGUCAGGAAGAUGAUGGGGCCACACCCAUUGCUGCAGGUGUAACCCCGAUCAUGGAUUCGGCCAUCUCGCCGGCUGCCGGCAGCAACAACGGAGUGACUACAGCUUUCCUGCGCCCGUCGCAGCGUAGCACCUUCAACACGCCCAAUUCUGCGCGCCCUGGCGGUGGGGGCUUUUCCAGACAGCGCCUGCCAUCCAUUGGCGAGGCACCGGCUGACGCGCUUCUCACUCGAGAUCUUCUCAAGGGUGUAACCGCCGAGUUGGAGCCUCCAACACGUCCAGUAGAGGGGGUCGAGAAGCUGCACGCACGCUCUGUCUCUCCCAAGGCAAUGGCUUCUGACGACCUUCAUCUCGACAAUGCCAGCAGUGGUGCCAACUACAUGGUUGGAAUGAUGCUACAGAGAGCUUCGACAUCGAGCCCGCUGUGCAGCCGGAAGGAGCAACCGCCGCCGUCACCUUCGCCUGCGUCUCUGGUGAUGUUGAUGGAAGGCCGUACCAGCCGAAACGGACCUCGAAACCGCAUCCCACAUGGCGUUGAUCUCCAGAUUGACCCCAAGAACGGUGCGGCAGUGGCAGCGGCAGCAGCAGCGGCAGCGGCAGCGGCUACGUCACCAGAGCAGUCUAUCACGUCGUCGAGCCGUUACCGGUGGCCAACUAGACGGCGUGGUCCUGCCUCUGUGAGCAGCUCUAUCACAUCCAACUCGAGCGCUACUCACGGAGCACGGAGCUACCGCCUGCGCAACGGAGAAGCCCUGAACACGGGCAGGACUCUGGACGACUAUAUCAACAGCCUGGAAGCGGCCAAGUCGCGGGCGCGCCCCAGCAGCAAGGAGCGUCAGCGUCAGCGGUCUCGUGAGGCGAGCCGGCGCCGUCGACCCUCUGCGAGCACUGGCACGGACACCUCUGGCGCACCGACGCCAACUCCGUCAACACAUGGUCGUGAGAUACCGGCAGCCGAUGACCGCAGCUGGUCCGGAUCGCGGGGCUAUGCCGGCUCGAAGAACAGCGGCAAGCGGUCGCCGAGUUCGCCGGUACCGAUGUCGCCAGAGGACCUGCUCAACUUGGGUGCGCCGAGGAUGUUUGGCAGGGACGAACAGCCGGCGACUGGUGCAGGUGUGGAGAUUGCUGGACUCACGCUCACGAAGUCAGCAACGCCAGUGCAGCACGUCUCCCGGCCUUCGUCCAAGUCACGUCCCACGAGCCGUACUUCGAGCCGUGGGCGCACUGCCGGCAGUCGUGCAAAGAGUCCUGAGCGCAAGCCGCUGGCACUGACACUGGAUGUCGGGCGUGGCCGGCUGAACAAUCGCUCUGGCUCUGCUGUGCGGUCGCCGUCGUCUCCGCUGCCGUUCUCGAGCAACGCAGCUGCCUACUACAACUCCGAGGACGAUGACGACUACAAGAAGGCUGUUGAUGAACAGGAGAAGUUCCGCAGCCGCGACAGGGCCAACUCAAACCGGGAGCGUAGCUCCAGCCGGAGCCGUCGUGAGGCCUCGCCGGGGUCUCUUCGGGCACGAGACAGAUCGCGCAGCCGUCGCCGGCCGACACCCACGGCCGAUGCAGCAGUUGCUGCCACCGGAACGUCCACACCGGCACCACCUGCAUCCCGGAAAGAGCGGGGUCUGCCCGGCCCACCGCCGGCCCCUUCGGCUAUCGCAGUGGCUGCAGGCAUUGGCAUCGGCAUCGACAGAGGCCACACGCCCAAUCUCUCCGAGGACAGUGGCCGCAGACGUGCGUCGUCGUCAGCAUCCAACAAGGGCAGCAUGGGCGACCUCAAGCAGCUGUCGAUGGAUGAACGUGCCCUGCGCAAAGCAGCAGCCGCUCGGGAGCUGGAAGAACGGCGCAAGUCGCUUGUCCGGCGACCACUGGUGCCGCCAGUCAUGCACCCUGAUAUGUUGUCCCCGGCAUCUGGGGUUUUUUUACAACAGCAGCAGCAGCAGCAGCAGCAACAGCCACGUGUGCCUGAAAUGUUCGAGCUGAACAUGCCCGACAGGUUCAUGGCCCCCAUGGAUCUCCCGAUGCGUAGCCAGUCAACCGACCCGUCUGCUCAGCAGUCCAAGACGACAACCCGUACGAGCACAUACAGCAUGUAUGCGUCCCGUGGCCAAAACAUUGGGCUUCCAGCGACACCAAAGGCUAUGCGGCUUGUCAGGGAGUCUGGUGCUGGAGGAGUACCGAGCGUGCCGCCCAUCCCAACCAACUACACGUAUCAACGGUCGCCGCCUGCAUCCGAACACAACUCGCCCAAGGAGAGCGCGCCGAAACGUGCCGAGACUGCAGACAACACGCCGGUCCCUACACCGGCCCCGGCUAAGGAAGAGACUCUGACUCUGCUGCCGUCGACAGUGUACCAGCCGCCCAGCCGUUCUGCUAUUCCUCGAUCGAUGUCGGCGCCUCCCGUGGAGCUUUCUUCUCCGCGGAAGAUGGGCCGUGUGCCGGAGCUCGUCAUUACGAAAUCCGCCCAUGACGAGAAAGCGUUGCACGGCCGACGACCGUCGCUGGAUGACGCGAUACCACUACCAGAGCGACCACCAAUGUUGAAGGAACUCGCCCAUCUGGCCAUGCCGCCACCGCCACCUCCGGCACCACUUCCCUUUGGCGUGAGCCAAAACCCACAUGUGGUGUAUGGCGGAAACACUUCUGGCACGAUCGAGGUGGUGAUGGACGAUGGCGAGGUUCGACCGAUCUUCACCAUGUCUCCCCCGCCCCAGACGCAUCACUCAGGAUCGAUUCCGCCGCCGCCACCUGCACCACCGAUGGCACCGGAAGGCAUGGAAGGCAGCGGGACGCAGUCUCGUAACGGACACCGCCGUGGUCGCAGCAGCACUGAUAACUCUAUCGCUGGCCGCUUCUCACGCGCCACCGAUCGCAUGCGCUCUGGCAGCCGCGGCCGCAACAACUUGUCGGCGGCCUCUCGCACAAAGUCACCCGAGGCCGGCUUUGCUCCAUACGAGAGCAUCCACAACCCCGCAAGCAGCCGCCAGCCGGAGAUGGCCUAUGUGCCGUACGAGAGCGUGCUGCCACCGCCAAACUACGUCAUCCGCAACAGCCCUCCGCAAUCUCAGCAGCAGUACCGUACCGGACUUCAUCAGAGCGAGAUGAUCUGA